AUGCAGUGCGCAGUGGUCCGCGGACGUGUGCCCCUGCAGAAACAGGAAAUGCAAGACCUGCAGCUGAGCCCCGUGACCAUCACCGACCCCUUUGACUCCCAGGCCUUUUCCGUCCGCUUCAACGCGGAUCACAACUUCCUGGCGGCGGCCGGUGGUGCCGACAUUGCAAUUGCCGCAGGCCAGUGCUCUCUCAAUUUGGAAGACAUGCUCCUGAGCCUCAUCUAUGAAGAUGAGGAAGGAGACAUUCCCGAAAGCUCCGGUGCUCCAGGCCACGAAGCGUCGGAGACACAAUGUGGAGAUGGAGACGGCGUGGCCAGCACUUCCAUCCAAGGAGUUGCGAUCACCCCGCCAUCGCAGACCUCAGGAGCCUCAGGAGGUACGACCAACGUCACGCAAAUGUUUGUAUCUACAGGAUGGCUCCCGUUGGCAUGGUCGCUGGGCUUUGCACAAGCUUCCAGUGCAUCCUCAUCCUCGACGAGUUCAGGCCAGCAGUGA
This is a messenger RNA of Symbiodinium natans, 495 nucleotides long. The record is from the annotation of a GenBank genome assembly. Lineage: Eukaryota; Dinophyceae; Suessiales; Symbiodiniaceae.